AUGUCAACUAAAAACAUUAAUAAGUUGAAACUAAAUGCUCUUACAUCACCUGCUUCUUCAAAUAUAAGAAUCUCGAAAAAUACUACUUUAUAAAUGUCAUGUAAUGGAUUAAGUCCAAAAAUAUUAUCUAAAAGCCCUAAUUAUUCUUAAUACAUACCACAUUAAUUAUCUUAAAUUUAUUCUCCUCCUAAAGAAAAGCUAUCAUCUUUAAUUAAUAUCUCAUAAUCAGAGAGAUAUGUUUAUUCAUUUAGAAUUCCGACUUUAAGAAUAAAAGAGAAAUGCUUUUUUAAAAAGUAAUAACAAUAAAAAUUGGGAUAAAGUUCAUUAGAAAUUAAUCUCAAUACUAAUACAUCUUCUAUUUUUAUAUUCAGAGGGUCAAUUUAAGAAAUUAGUUAAUUAAAAGUAAUCUAAAUGACAAGAGCAGAACUACAAGCAAAAUCUACUUCUAUAUAUUAGGCUAGAUAAAACUUACUGUAAAAGAUACAAAAGAACCUAAAUGUUCCGAAAAGUUAUACUUUAUUAUCAUUAGGAAAUUAUGAAGCAAUCCAAUUUAUGGAAGAAAUUCCAAUAAAUUGUAAUAUUUUAUUUUUAAGUAAAACUGUAAAUUAAGAUUUUUGGAGUAUAAUCUUAAAUUAUCAUAAUUUUUAAUUUACAACCUAAAAAUUUAUAAGAAUCUUAACAAUCAUAAGUAAAAUAAAUGAUUUAAAUGAUCUAAUAAAAUUUAUUUAUGACAAAGACGUUUUUUAUACUUAUAUGGAGGUAAAAGAGAUGGUCUUGAAUGAAGAUUUAUUAUUAAUGAAAAGAAAUUCAAUAAUUAUGAAAGAUUUCUAUAAAAGUAUAAAUGUUUAUGAUCAAGAAAAAUAAUAAUUAAUAGAUGAGCCAGUAUCUUAAAAUUAUAUAGAAAAAAAGGAUUCUUAAAAAGAUGAAUAAGAUAAAGAAAUGAAAAAAGACUUUACUCUUUUAAAUCUUAAUCCUAACCCUAAUGAUUUUUAGCACAUUUUAGAAAAAGAAGGAUUAUUAAAUUCAUCCAUUAAAAGAGCUAAAAGUAGAUGUAAUCUUAUUUAUUAUUGCUUAGAUUUAAAGUUGCCUAAUUUUAGGACUUAAUAUGGUGAAAUCUUAAAAUAAUAGACAAUCAAAUAAAAACAUCAGUAUAAUUAUUUAUUGAUAAGAGAAAUAAGUAUACAAACAUUCCAGACCAUAUAGCAAGAAAUAUAUUACAUAUGACACAUUAUAAUUUACCAUAAUUAAUGAAAGAAACAGGUUUUGAUAGAUAAGAAAUUUAUGAAAUAUUUAGUAGAUAUAAAGCUUUACUUAGUUAUGAAUGCUCCUAAAUUCCUGGAUUAACAAAAGAGAGUAAAAUAUUUUAAUUAUUUAUAGUGAUACCAAGUGGUAUCUCUAGAGAAGCUUUUAAUGCUGGAUUAGAAGAAUUAUCUAUGGCUCCCCCAGGAGUUGUAGAUUAAAUUUUUAAAUUUUUUGCAAAAUAGAAUUCUUUAGGUUUUGAAGGAUUUUUAAAAGCUAUAAAUUUAAUUAGAGCCAAAGGAAAUGAAAAUAAGAUAGAACUUAUUUUAAAAGUAAAUUAUAUAUUAUAUCAAAAGUUAAUUGAUGAAAAUGAGAAUGGUUUAUUAUCUUAUGAAGAAAUCAAAAAUAGAUGUAGUUUUAUGAUGGAAGAAAUGCUUAAAGACUCAAAAGGAGAAUUAAGUGUCAAUAAUAUGAUUGAAUAUGUAACUAGAUCAAUUUUUGAUGUCUUUUAUUUAAUUUUAAUUUAAAGGCAGUAAAGAUGAAUUACGACGAAGAAAUUCCGAUUGAUAAGAUUAGAAAACUGAUAGAAAGUAAAACUCAUGAAGCUCAAGUAUUAAUAAUGAUGUGUUGUGGAGAUGUUGAUUAUCUAAAAUGA
Paramecium sonneborni is the source of this 1894-nucleotide messenger RNA. Lineage: Eukaryota; Ciliophora; Oligohymenophorea; Peniculida; Parameciidae. The record is from the annotation of a GenBank genome assembly.